GUAUGCAUGUAAAUUUUCCAUCUUCUUUCUACGCUCCCACGAGCUCUGACUGGUUCUCUAUCGAAUAGCAUUUCUUAUCUAGGGUUUCAGCUCUUCGAAUUUUUGCUUUGUUCUCCGUCCAGAACUUGUUUCGUCGGCGAAAAAUGUCGGGUUCGCUGGAUCGUCUUGCCAGGCCAUGUUUCGAGGGAAGUUUUGGUCAUGAUGGAAGAAAAGAGCGGAAGUCUGAUUUUGAGAAUUCGGGAGAUGAUAGGAGGACGAGGAUCGGAUCUUUGAAGAAAAAGGCAAUAAAUGCGUCAACUAAAUUCCGACACUCUCUGAGGAAAAAAAGCAGCAAGAAAAGAAAUGAAAGCAGAGUUCUAUCUGUUUCUAUUGAAGAUGUGAGGGACAUUGAGGAGCUACAAGCUGUUGAUGCAUUUCGUCAAUCCUUAAUCAUGGAUGAGCUCUUACCCACAAAGCUUGAUGAUUAUCACAUGAUGUUGAGAUUUCUUAAAGCAAGGAAGUUUGAUAUUGAAAAAGCAAAGCACAUGUGGGCUGAUAUGAUCAAGUGGAGAAAGGAAUUUGGUGUUGACAGUCUUACUGAGGAUUUUGAGUAUGCUGAGUUAGAUCAAGUUCUAAAGUACUAUCCACAUGGUUAUCAUGGUGUGGAUAAGGAGGGAAGACCUGUUUACAUUGAAAGGCUUGGAAAAGUUGAUCCCAAUAAACUCAUGCAAGUGACGACCAUGGAACGAUAUAUAAAAUAUCAUGUGAAGGAGUUUGAGAGUUGUAUCCAGGUCAAGUUUCCUGCAUGUUCGAUUGCUGCCAAAAGGCACAUAGACUCAAGUAUGACAAUCCUAGAUGUUCAAGGAGUGGGUUUUAAGAAUUUUACGAAGAAUGCUCGUGAAUUAAUUAUGCGGUUACAAAAAAUUGAUGGGGACAACUACCCUGAGACUCUGCAUCAAAUGUUCAUCAUCAAUGCUGGUCCCGGUUUCAAACUACUUUGGAACAGUGUGAAAUCAUUCCUUGAUCCAAAAACUUCAUCAAAAAUUCAUGUGCUUGGAACCAAGUAUCAGACUAAGCUUCUUGAAAUAAUUGAUUCUUGUGAAUUGCCAGAAUUUCUCGGCGGUUGCUGUACGUGUGCUGAUCAAGGUGGAUGCAUGAAGUCCGAUAAGGGCCCAUGGAAAGAUCCUCAUAUUUUGAAGAUGGUCCUUAGUGGUGAAGUGCACUGUGCGAGGCAGAUUGUUACCGUCUCCAACAAUGAGGGGAAAAUCAUUGCUUAUGCCAAACCACAUUAUCCUAGAAUAAAAGGUAGUGAUACAUCUACAGCAGAGUCCGGGUCAGAGGCGGAAUACGUAAAUUCUCCAAAAAUAGCUAUGAGCUACGUUUCUAACCAUCAGUUGGCACCUCUGCGUGAAGAGGCCAAGGUUAUCCACAUAGCAAACCCAUCUGCCAUAUCAUCAGACAUGGAUGAUUGUGUUCCUAUUGUUGACAAGACAGUAGAUGCUGGAUGGAGGAGCAAUGCUUUUAAUAAACAAAAAAUCUGCUAUCCAAAAGAUGUUCUUCCUCCAGCUCACUUCUGGAAGACUGAUGGAAUGAGAGAUCGAUUCGUGGCCAUGAUCAUGGCUUUAAUUAUGGCAGUCUUCACUGUGGUUCGCUCAUUGGCUACCAGUGUGACUACGAAGCUUCCAGAGAGUUCUUCAGUAUAUCAUUACAGCUUUUCUCCUUUUACACCAGAUAAUAUUCCAGAAGAGGAAUUAAGCCCUCCUUCCCCAAUUCCCGAGUUCACGGAAGCAGACCUUCUUUCUUCUGUUACAAGAAGGCUUGGAGAACUUGAAGUAAAGGUUGACACACUUCAGACGAAGCGAGUUGAGAUGCCUUAUGAGAAAGAGGAGUUACUUGAUGCUGCUGUGCGCCGUGUAGAUGCUUUAGAAGCGGAGCUUAUUGCUACUAAGAAGGCUUUGCAUGAAGCUUUAAUGAGGCAAGACGAGCUGCUUGCAUACGUUGAUCAGCAACGAGAGGCUAAAUUCAGGAAGAAGAGAUUCUGUUUCUAAAGAGCUUGCAGAGGAGCAGGAUGUUUUUUAUGGCUUUUAGAAGGUUUGCAGCGUGUACAGUGUAUUUCUCUUGGCAUGGAAGUAUAACUAGAGAUAAAUCGGGAAGAAAGAAUGUGGGAAAGCGGAAUUUUCUUCUCUCAAUCUCCCUUUUUUCUCUGUUUUCAUGUGAUGCCACGUGAUAUUUAUUUGAUGAUCACGUGUUAUUUUCUCACUGAGGAAAUUGUGAUCAUUCGUUGAGAAUUUGAUUUUUUUUAAGAAAAAAUUGUUUUUUUUU
Messenger RNA from Phalaenopsis equestris, 2301 nucleotides. RefSeq names its product phosphatidylinositol/phosphatidylcholine transfer protein SFH8-like. Bases 144 to 2027 code for a protein of 627 amino acids. NCBI's taxonomy places the organism in Eukaryota, Viridiplantae, Streptophyta, Magnoliopsida, Asparagales, Orchidaceae. The record is from RefSeq and is a predicted model, not a curated record. The transcript is spliced from 14 exons.